GCUCGCUGCGCGAUCUGCAGCGGCUGAUGCGGCGGGACCACCCUGUGUCGCGCGACGUGCUGGUUCAGCUGGGUCGGUGGGACAUCGUUCGCACGGACCUCGUUCCCAUCAUCUGCCGCUACCGCCGCGACUCCUCUCUACUCCUUAACGCCGUCAAGCUGCUGGUGUUCCUUACGAUGCCAUCGCCGCCACCACCGCCUGAUUUGGACGCGGCGGGUCGGCAGCAGCAGCAGAAGCUGCGGCUGGAGCACCACGGAUGCCAGAGGCGUUUCAAGAGCGCGCUGGUGCACGGAACCGGCGCUGUAACGAGUGGGCUUAUACCGAGAAACGGCGGCGCUGCUGGCGCUGCUGCUGCUGCUGCUGGUUACGUGGGGAGUGGGGAGAGCGAUGCCAUCGCGAUCGUGCUGCAGUUGCUCGUAGAUCCUCUCAAGAACAUCCAAAGCGGGCGUGGCAGCAGCGACGACUGGCGGCUGGUGCAGAUGAUCGUCACUCUGGUUCGGAACCUCCUUGCCAUCCCCGACCCUCCGCCGGACGUAUCCUCAGCCUCGGCAUGGGCGCACCUGUGCUUCCUUCAGGACGAUCUCAUUCGCUCUCUCUUCCGCAGCAGCUUCCAAGACAUUCUCCUUUUCCUCAUAUCCUGCCUUCACGCCCCCGAAACCGCCCCGGCUCUUCGCCACGAUAACCUCUUAUUCCUCGAGAUUCUUAAUCUCCUCUUCCGCGAAUUACCUCCUAAGGACGCGGCUGUAGCGGCGUUUCGGGCCGCCGGGGAGGCUGAUGCCGAGGCUGACGCGAGGGAGGACCGGGAGGCUGCCGAACGUCUGGCGGAGGCUAGGCGGCGGGAGAAGGAGCGGGCGGCUCGGAAGGCGCUGGCUCAGAAGAUCACGCAGCGGCACUCCCGGUUCGGCGGGCUCUAUGUGGUUCGGAACGCGGACAAGUCGAGAACAGUCAGCAGCACGCCCUUCUCCCCGCCCGUCCACCAUGCUAUAUUCAGCCAAGUCAGGAGGGGUCCUGUGCGGCGGGUUAUGGGGGGAACGGGCAUCGGCAUGGGGUUGGAUGGUGGUUUGAACGGCGAUGGGGAUGAUGGCAACGGUGGUGAUGCGAGGAAACCAGAUGCUGACGUGGAUGCUUCCCUGGGAUUGGUCGGUGGAACGCGGGCCAAUAGGCGGAGCUCCAGGUGGACGGCGAGGCGGCUGGGGGUGUUUGCCGACCGACUGCUGGCUUCGGGAUGUUACAACGCUGAGUGUGACAAUAGUGAGUGCUCAUGGAGACGUGCUCAUGGAGACGUGCUCAUGGAGACGGUGCGUCGCGACGUAGCCUCCUGGCGGGCGGGCCUAGAGCCCUCUGACACACUCGCCUUCUUCCUCGUGGCUUCCUUCUUCACUGCUUUCCAGCGGGAGAUGCACGGCCUGCGGGGCUGGGGGGGAGGGGGGACAGCUGCAGGCACAGGGGAAGGGGGGAAAGGGGGCGCUGCAGGGGGAAUGGCAGGGGGAGCACGAGAGGCAGCAGGAACAAGGGAAGCGGAACCAGGAAGAGAAGGAGAAUCAGGAGAAGAAAAUGAAAAACAGCAGGCAAAUACAGGAACAGAGGAAGCUUCUAGGAAGGUGGAGCAGAGGGCGGUGCAUGGGUGUGGGCCAAUAGCAGCCACAAUGGAUGAUGACAUGUUCACUCUUGUUUCUGCCCGCUGGGCAGAAUAUGCUGCCCGGGCCAAUCACGAGCGGGCAGCGCUGGUGGCUGCGGGCAGCCUGCUGAAAGAAAUGAUCCACAUGCUAGAUGCCGUGAUAAAAUCCGGAGAGAAUCCCACCCCUACAGCACCGGGCUCGGCCGGCUCUCACCACGAGGUUCCGCAGGGGGUCCGGUGGGAGGUUCGGCGGGAGGUUCGGCUUGCCCGAGCCAUGCUUCUACGACUCUUCUACGACGAUUCAAGCGAUGGGGUGGUGCAUGUGCUGCAGCGGGUGCUGAGGGGCUUCAACCCGCACACUCAGCCGCGCUGCUUGCUGGUGGAUGUUGUGGUGAGGAAGAGCCGUCAGAGGAAGGACAAGGCAGGGAAGGCAAAGGGGAAGGGGAAGAGUGCAGACACGGGCAAGGAAGGGGAUAAGGAGGGAGAGCAGGGGGGAGAUUUGGGGGGAGAGCAGAGGAGUGAGCAGGAGAAGGCCCAGGAGAGAAAUCAGGAGAAAAAUCAGGAGGGAGAGAAAGCUGUGGGUGCAGAUGGUGGCAGUACUGCUGCGGCUGAUAAUGUUGGUAGUGGUGGUGGUGCUGCUGAUGGUGUUGAUCGUGGUAGUGGUGAUAAUGCUGCACCUGAUGCUGCAGAAGAAAGGGGUGAAGAAAUACGUGAAUCAGGAGAAAAGGAAGGGCAGGAGGGGGGGACAGAACAGGGGGAAAGUGGUGGUGGUAACCCUGCUGCUGCUGGUGCUGCUGCUGCUGGUGCUGCUGCUGCUGCUGCUGCUGCUGCUGCUGGCGCUGCAGUUGCUGCUGCUGCUGAUGCUGAAGAUAAUGAAGAGGAAGAGGCAGCAGCACACGGAGAAGGCCCAGAAGAUUCCGAACCAGGCUCGGACCAAGCCUCCGAUGCAGGCUCGGACAUAGGCUCGGAUGCCGAGCCUGGGAACGGCAUAGAGGAGGCGGAGGAGGAGGGUCGGCGGGGGCGGGAGGAGGUUCGGGAAUAUGAACUAGACGUGAAGCGCACUAUAAGGGGGUUUGCUGAAGUGCACGCAGUUAAGAACUGUGUGUGGCUGCUGGAGACGGCCAAUAGCAACGCGCCACGUGUCAACCACUAUGUGCUGUCGCUGCUCAGGAGGUUCACUGUGGGGUGCGAUGCUGAGGCCAUGCUGUUCCAGGUGUAUUCAGGUCUCAACCCUUACACCCUGCACCCUGACAAGCCCCCCAUCUUCCCUGUAACCCCAACCCCCCCUCCCCCCUCCCACCAGGUGUCAACCCUACACACCUUUUACACGCUCCUCACCAGCCCAGACCUCUGCCCGUGUCAACCCUACACACCUUUUACACGCUGCUCACCAGCCCAGACCUCCGCUCCCUCUGCACGCGCCCAUGUUUCUAGGUCACCUAAAGAACGCUCCCUUUCCCCCAUCUCUCCAUCCGCCCUCCCCCCACCCAGGUCUCAACCCUGCACACCUUCUACAAGCUCCUAA
Messenger RNA from Closterium sp. Naga37s-1, 3143 nucleotides. Lineage: Eukaryota; Viridiplantae; Streptophyta; Zygnematophyceae; Desmidiales; Closteriaceae. The record is from the annotation of a GenBank genome assembly.